This is a messenger RNA of Aspergillus clavatus NRRL 1, 1239 nucleotides long. RefSeq names its product putative aspartate transaminase. NCBI's taxonomy places the organism in Eukaryota, Fungi, Ascomycota, Eurotiomycetes, Eurotiales, Aspergillaceae. Gene Ontology annotation, molecular function: pyridoxal phosphate binding; L-aspartate:2-oxoglutarate transaminase activity. Gene Ontology annotation, cellular component: cytosol. Gene Ontology annotation, biological process: L-aspartate biosynthetic process. The record is from RefSeq and is a predicted model, not a curated record. Bases 1 to 1239 code for a protein of 412 amino acids. The transcript is spliced from 3 exons.
AUGACUGUUCUCAGCACAAUAACCCCCGUCCCUUCGGAUGAGAUCUUCGCCUUGAACCGCGCAUAUUUCCAAGAUACUUUCCCACAAAAGGUCAGCCUGGGAGUUGGCGUGUACCGCACCGACGAUGGCAAGCCAUGGCCCCUCCCCGCCGUGCGCGAGGCCGAGCAGCAACUGAUGGCUGAAGACAGCCUCUUCAGACACGAGUACACGGCGAUUGAAGGUGACGUCGCCUUCCUCGAGCUGGCUCGGGACGUGAUGUUCGGUUUCGACGGCCAGAACGCCUCCGAGAAGCACAAGGCUCGCAUCGGCUCCGUCCAGACCGUAGCAGGCACCGGCGCAAACCACCUGGGCGCGAUCUUCCUGGCCAGGCACGCCAAACCCAAGACCAUCUGGCUCUCCAACCCAUCCUGGGCCAACCACAUGACCAUCUGGGAGCUGGCAGGCGUCCCGCGCCAGACCUACCCCUACUACAACCCGGCGACCCGCUCCUUCGACUUCGACGGCAUGAUGGCCACUCUGGAGGCGGGUGCGCAGCAAGGCGACGUCGUCCUCCUGCACGCGUGCGCGCACAACCCCACCGGCCUUGACCCGACCAAGGAGCAGUGGAAGGCGAUCGUCGAGCUCUGCGAGCGCAAGAAGCUCUUCCCUUUCUUCGACUCCGCGUACCAGGGUUUCGCAUCUGGCUCGCUCGAGGAGGACGCCUGGGCCGUGCGCUACGUCCUCAACGAGAAGCCCGCCAUGGAGAUGUGCGUGGCGCAGAGCUUCUCGAAGAACUUCGGCCUCUACGGGCAGCGUGUCGGCGCGUUCCACUACGUGCUCCCCCAGGGCGGCGACAGCCUGCGCGACACCGUCGUCAAUAACCUCUGCCACCUGAUCCGCGGCGAGUACUCCAUGGGCCCGACAGGCGGCUGCAAUCUCGUCAAGAAGGUCCUCACGAGCGAGGAGCUCACGGCGCAGUGGCACGAGGAUCUGAAGGUGAUGAGCUCGCGCAUCCGGGCGAUGAGAACGGCGCUCUACAACGAGCUUCUGCGGCUGCAGACUCCCGGAUCUUGGAGACACAUUGUCGAACAGAACGGAAUGUUCUCCUACACCGGCCUCACCCCCGCCCAGGUCUACGCUCUCAAGGACAAGUACCACAUCUACCUGCUCAAGUCCGGCAGAGCUUCUAUCAGCGGCUUAAGCCAAAAGAACGUCGCCUACGUCGCCCAGGCCAUCGACGACGUCGUCCGGAACGUAUAG